Phaethon lepturus (White-tailed tropicbird) is the source of this 2167-nucleotide messenger RNA. RefSeq names its product mitofusin 1 (gene MFN1). Gene Ontology annotation, molecular function: GTPase activity; GTP binding. Lineage: Eukaryota; Metazoa; Chordata; Aves; Phaethontiformes; Phaethontidae. The transcript is spliced from 16 exons. The record is from RefSeq and is a predicted model, not a curated record. Bases 11 to 2167 code for a protein of 718 amino acids. Gene Ontology annotation, cellular component: mitochondrial outer membrane. Gene Ontology annotation, biological process: mitochondrion localization; mitochondrial fusion.
CAGUUGCAUAAUGGCAGAGCCUACCGUCUCGCCACUGAAGCACUUUGUGCUGGCUAAGAAGACAAUCACUGCCAUCUUCGACCAGCUGCUGGACUAUGUCACUGAAGGAGCAACUUUUGUGGAAGCAACAUACAGGAACCCAGAGCUUGAACAUGUAGCAACAGAAGACGAACUAGCAAAAAUACAGGCAUAUAAAAAUAAGUUAGCAGUCAUCGGUGAGGUGCUUUCACGGAGACACAUGAAAGUGGCAUUUUUUGGCAGAACGAGCAGCGGCAAAAGUUCGGUCAUUAAUGCGAUGCUGUGGGAUAAGGUACUUCCCAGUGGGAUUGGCCAUACAACUAACUGCUUUCUUAGUGUGGAAGGGACAGAUGGAGAUAAGGCUUACCUCAUGACAGAAGGAUCAGAUGAAAAGAAGAGUGUCAAGACAGUCAAUCAGCUUGCUCAUGCACUUCACAUGGAUAAAGAUUUGAAAGCUGGCUGUCUUGUCCAUGUCUUUUGGCCCAAGUCAAAGUGUGCCCUUCUGAGAGAUGAUUUGGUUUUAGUGGACAGCCCUGGCACAGAUGUCACUACAGAACUGGACAGCUGGAUUGACAAAUUCUGCUUAGAUGCUGACGUGUUUGUCUUGGUUGCCAACUCUGAAUCAACUCUCAUGAACACGGAAAAACAUUUUUUCCAUAAAGUGAAUGAACGACUUUCCAAGCCAAACAUCUUCAUCUUGAAUAAUAGAUGGGAUGCCUCUGCAUCAGAACCAGAAUAUAUGGAAGAUGUACGUAGGCAGCACAUGGAGCGCUGUCUGACUUUUCUAGUUGAUGAGCUCAAAGUUAUUGAUCCUGUAGAAGCGAGGAAUCGCAUCUUUUUUGUUUCAGCAAAAGAAGUUCUGAGUGCCAGGAGACAGAAGGCCCAAGGAAUGCCAGAGGGUGGUGGAGCGCUUGCUGAAGGAUUUCAAACAAGAUUGCAGGAAUUUCAGCAUUUUGAGCAGAUAUUUGAGGAGUGUAUCUCGCAGUCAGCCGUGAAAACCAAGUUUGAACAGCACACUAUCAGAGCUAAACAGAUAAUAGAUACUGUGAAAAACAUUAUGGACGCCAUAAACGUAGCAGCAGCAGAGAAAAGAGUCCAUUCAAUGGAAGAGCGAGAAGAUCAGAAGGAUAGACUGGACUUUGUUCGAAAUCAGCUGAACAUUUUGACAGAAGAUACUAAGGAAAAAAUAAAACAUGUUACGGAGGAAGUAGAAAAUAAAGUCUCCUCUGCCAUGACUGAUGAGAUUUGCCGACUUUCAGUUUUAGUUGAUGAAUUUUAUUCAGAUUUUCACCCUUCUCCUCAAGUGUUGAAGCUCUAUAAGACAGAACUGAACAAACAUAUAGAAGAUGGUUUGGGAAAGAACCUGGCUGAUCGUUGCUCCAGUGAAGUCAAUCAGUCAAUGCAUCAGUCGCAGCAGGAGAUGAUUGAAAAUCUGAAACCACUAUUGCCUUCUGGUGCUCAGAAUCAGCUCCACUUGCUAAUUCCGUGCAGGAGGUUUGACCUUAGCUAUGAUCUUAACUGUCAUAGUCUGUGUGCAGAUUUUCAAGAAGAUAUCAUGUUCCGCUUUUCCUUGGGAUGGACUUCACUUGUAAACCGUUUCUUGGGUCCUAAACAAGCUCAGAGAGUACUGUUGGGACUAGCAGACCCAAACUUACAAAUCCCUCGUCCUUUAGCUACCACCCCGUCUGCUGCCAGCCUUCCUGCCAUAACUCCAGAGAACGUAUCGCACGAUGAUUUUAUGGUUCCUUUGGUAAUGAGUUUAGCUUCACUGACAUCACGGACCUCUAUGAGCAUCAUCGUUGUUGGCGGAGUGAUUUGGAGAACAGUAGGCUGGAAACUCAUCUCUCUUUCCUUAAGUAUGUAUGGCUUGUUAUAUCUUUAUGAGAGACUAACUUGGACCACUAAAGCAAAAGAGAGAGCCUUUAAACAGCAGUUUGUAAAUUAUGCUACAGAAAAGCUGCAGAAGAUCGUCAGUCUUACAAGUGCUAAUUGUAGCCACCAGGUGCAACAGGAAAUGGCCACUACCUUUGCUAGGCUGUGUCAGCAGGUGGAUAUUACCCAGAAAAACCUGGAAGAAGAAAUUGCUAGGCUUUCCAAAGAAGUCGAUCAGCUGGAGAACAUCCAGAGCAACUCCAAGCAGCUACGGUAA